Messenger RNA from Cydia pomonella (codling moth), 1554 nucleotides. RefSeq lists its product as uncharacterized. NCBI's taxonomy places the organism in Eukaryota, Metazoa, Arthropoda, Insecta, Lepidoptera, Tortricidae. The transcript is spliced from 2 exons. The coding region runs from base 209 to 910 and encodes 233 amino acids. The record is from RefSeq and is a predicted model, not a curated record.
AGGAAUGCGUUGAAUUUUAUUGCUAAUGUCGACUCCAAAGCUCGCUAUUAGUCUUACCAUGCGAUAAAAACUCCGAUGCCUACUAAUUACAAUUUUAAUCUAGGAUUCGGUACCGGUAUCUAAACUAGGUACCUAAUAAACCAAUAUUAAACGCUUUAAGCACAAUAAUAGAGUUGUGCGAUAUUUUAUUACAAAUGUGAAAAUUAUAAUGAUGGUUCGCUUCACGAAAAUCUUGUUUUUGAUAUGCAUACACAAGUCUCUAGUAGACCUGAAAAAAAUACACCCAAUAAUUCUAUACAAUGUGUCUAUUCCACAAGCACUCGCAGACCCAUAUAUUCCUAGUGUUAUUAAACAAGUAAAAUCUGCAGUAGAUAUAGACACAUUUAGAACUGACGAAGUGUUAUUACGUAAAUAUGUAAGAAGUAAUCUCGAAGAAACUAUACAAUUAAAACCAGAGAGUCGACGAGUAAUAAAACAAGUGACUAAAAAGGGCUCUACAUUGGACCCAUUGUAUACCAAUGCAACUAAUUACCAAUUCAGGACAAAAGUGCUAGAUAGCAUGCUGCAGCUUGUGUAUAUGACACGGCAUUAUUUUAAACAGUUUGAAAAAUAUCAAUAUAUAGACAAAACAUCGAUAAAUUUUAGGAUUGGCUUCGUUUCUAGAAAGCUCAGAAUGCUGUUUAGGAAGGCUGUGAGGAUUUUCGAGAUGCUGAACAUCAAGCAGAGGAAACAAAAAUGGGGUGAGACGGAGAGUAUUACAGCGCCGCUCAGUCUCCACCAUAAGGUAGCGAAGAUUCACGUGGACUUCGAGUAUUAUUACAUCGUUAUAAAGAAGUUGCACGCAAAAGCUCGGCCGCGCGAUCCGCCACAGUACCACCAACCAGUCUGGCAACUGGGGACUAUAGACUAGGUAGACUCGCUCACCUAGCACAGUAUAAGGACGGUGUCGUUUUUUAGACCGAGUAGUUCAACUUCGAUCAUUUUAUAAUCUCGUACGCAGAGCUGUGCUAAUGUAUUUCUUUUAUUUUUAAAUUCCUUGAUUAUUUUAAUUCCGGUACAUACAUAGAAUGGUAAGUGUUAUAUAUGUAUAUAAUAGGCACCUAACAUCAUUAUACAAGGUGUUACAAAAGAUUGACGAUAUAUUUGAGACCAUAAUUAGUAUUAUAUUCCGACAAGGUCAAUUAUAAAACCCAAUUACAGCGCCACCUGCCGAUUCAUAAAAAAUGUCUUUAGUAAGUAAUAAAAAUAAUAGCUAAUAAUCGAUUCGAAAAAAUGUAUCCCGCCUGUAUAGGUGCCGCGUAAAAGUUAGCUUUAGGUUUCCUUAACUUAGCGAUGUCUACAGGAAAGACGCGAACGAGUUUGCAAAAAAAUGUGCUUGAUCCAUUCGAGUUUUUUCAUGAUUAUAAUAUUUGAAUCUUGCAUAUAACUUGAAUAACGUUUGGAGAAAUAGGUGUCCAGAACAUGUAUUUUAUUAGGGUGGCGUCCUGUUUUUUUCUGGUUAUUCCUUUCCAUUGCUUAAUAACACGUAACAAAAAUAAAAACAACUAAAUAAAC